This is a messenger RNA of Lacerta agilis (Sand lizard), 1002 nucleotides long. Its product is annotated as glioma pathogenesis-related protein 1-like. The record is from RefSeq and is a predicted model, not a curated record. The coding region runs from base 252 to 887 and encodes 211 amino acids. NCBI's taxonomy places the organism in Eukaryota, Metazoa, Chordata, Lepidosauria, Squamata, Lacertidae. Gene Ontology annotation, cellular component: extracellular region. The transcript has 4 exons.
GUGUUAGAGAAGCAUACGGUAUAAGGAAGUAUAAGAAAAGGAACAGUUCAGAUGCAAAAUUGACUCAUGGUCUCUGCCUUCUACUGAAGCUCAUUCCGUUGAUUCAUUUCCUGUAGUCUUUAUGCUUAAAAAGCAGAACAAGUGAGAUAAAAGGCAGCCUGAUGUUUUCAAGCUAAAUAUCAAAUGCACAACAAAUAACAUUUUUUAAAAAGCUAAUACAUUUUGGCACUCCUCAACACAGUGGCUGGAGAAUGCCAGAAAUCAAUUUUUUCUUUGGUGUUUUGCUUUUCCUGAAUCUCUCUGUUUCCUGCUACUUUUAUGAGUCAAAUGCUUUGCCAGACAUUGCAGAUGUACAAUUUAUUGAGGAAUGUGUCAGAGUGCAUAACAAAUUCCGAUCCAGCGUGAAUCCACCAGCUGCCGACAUGAAACGGAUGAACUGGGACCACAAACUAGCAAAGACUGCCAAAGGCUGGGCAAAGAGGUGCCUAUUUCAACAUAACGCUGACAUCAAAAUACCAGGGAAGGUACACGACAACUUCUCAACAGUUGGAGAAAAUAUUUGGACUGGCUCCGUACAGGUUUUUAAUGUGACUUCGGCCCUCACUGAUUGGUACAAUGAAGUCGUGAAUUACAACUAUGAUACCAGAGAAUGCAGUAAAGUAUGUGGACAUUACACUCAGGUGGUUUGGGCAACAACCUACAAAGUUGGUUGUGCCGUUUCCUUCUGUCGUCAGAUAACAGGCUUUACUCUAUCGAAUGCUGCACAUUUCAUCUGUAACUAUGGGCCUGGUGGCAAUUUUCCAACAAGUCCAUACAAAACAGGAACACCCUGCAGCGAGUGUAACGACGAACCAUGUAUAGACAAACUAUGUGGUAAGUGGAAAUGAAUUGGACUUGCAUGGUGAAAACAAAGUGUGACAAUCAAUUGAACAUUUGUUACAAGGUAUUAUACAAUAUUUAGAACUUGCCAUUGUAGAUUCCUCUCCUAGUUCUAAUGUUAAG